Messenger RNA from Lachnellula hyalina, 1329 nucleotides. It is a transcript of the gene ntaA, whose product is annotated as Nitrilotriacetate monooxygenase component A. Gene Ontology annotation, molecular function: monooxygenase activity; oxidoreductase activity, acting on paired donors, with incorporation or reduction of molecular oxygen. NCBI's taxonomy places the organism in Eukaryota, Fungi, Ascomycota, Leotiomycetes, Helotiales, Lachnaceae. The transcript is spliced from 2 exons. The record is from RefSeq and is a predicted model, not a curated record. The coding region runs from base 1 to 1329 and encodes 442 amino acids.
AUGUCCGAGCCCAAAAAAUUACACCUCACGGCCUUCAUGCGGCCAGUAAGCCUACACACCGGAGCAUGGCGCUAUCCCGGAUCCUACGCCGAUGCGAAUUUCAACCUUGCGCAUCUGAAGUCCUUUAUCCAGAAACUGGAAGCUGCGAAAUUCGAUGCGUUUUUCAUGGCGGACCAUUUGGCGGUGCUGAAUAUGCCGGUCGAGGCGUUGAAGAGGAGUCACACUGUGACUUCUUUUGAGCCGUUUACGUUGUUGGCUGCCCUGUCGGCGGUGACGGAGAAGAUUGGGUUAGCGGCUACGGCGUCGACUACUUACGAUGAGCCGUAUCAUAUUGCGAGGAGGUUUGCUUCGUUGGAUCAUCUCAGUAAUGGCCGAGCGGCUUGGAAUAUCGUCACAACUGGAAACCCAGAAUCCGCCAAGAACUUCGGCCUAGACGAGCACGUAGAACAUAGCGAGCGCUACAAACGGGCUCGGGAAUUCUACGAUGUCGUGACCGGUCUAUGGGACAGCUUUGCAGAUGAUGCAUUUCCCCGUGAUGUAGAGAGCGGCAUCUACCUGGACCCGGAGAAGAUGCACAUCCUGAACCACAAAGGUAAAGAGCUGAAAGUGCGCGGGCCCCUCAACAUAGCACGCCCAGUCCAAGGCUGGCCCGUCAUCGUACAAGCAGGCCAAUCCGAGCCCGGAAGGCAGCUAGCAGCCGAAACGGCCGAAGUGGUGUUCUGCUCGCCGAAAGAUCUAAAGGCCGCCAAGGAGCUGUACGCAGAUAUCAAGGGACGAGUCACUGCUGCAGGUCGAGAUCCCAAGCAUCUUAAGAUCCUACCUGCUGCGCUUAUUAUUAUUGGCGACACGGUCGAGGACGCGAAAGCCAAACGCCUCGUUCUCGACAGCCGCGUGCACUACGACAGCGCCAUUGCCUCGCUGUCCAUCGCGCUCGGGACUGACGCUUCAGGAUUCGAUCCCGAUGGCCCGCUGCCAGACGACAUCCCGGAGACGAACGCGAGCAAGACCAGCCAGGCGGGGGUGAUUCGGCUCGCCAAGGAGGAGAACCUGACUGUCAAGCAGCUAGCGCAGCGUUACGGCGGGUAUUCGGGCCUCGCGUUCGUGGGCACGCCGGAAUCUAUCGCGGAUGAUUUUGGUAUAUGGCUGGCUGAGGAGGCUGCUGAUGGGUUUACGGUGGUUUUGCCGUUCUUGCCGCAGGGACUGGAUGAUGUGACGCAGCGGCUGGUGCCUGAGUUGCAGAGACGGGGGCUUUUCCGGAGUGAGUACGAGGGGACGACGUUAAGGGAACAUCUUGGGCUUCCGAGGCCGAAGAAUCAGUUUUUCUCUUGA